CACACUGCUAACCCUAAACUAAAACCUAACUUUCAAUUACGACCAAAAAGCUAAGUUUUUUGCAACAGAUCAAAUGUUUCAAAACGUUUUGCAACAGAUCAAAUGUUUCGCUACGGAAUUCGACUAAUGAAUACACCCAGUUGUAUUGAACGCAACAAUAGGUCCCCCAAAUUGACAGCUGGGAGAGAAGAAAUGGCGAUGCUAGGAUCCUUUAGCUCUGCACAGCAGAAGAAAAAUGUUUCUGGAGGCGACAGGGACGUGACAGAGUUCCUCUGCCCGGUUUGUCUGGAGAUUUUUGAUAGCCCUGUCACAACACACUGUGGACAUACGUUUUGUCAAAGUUGUCUGCAGGCGUGCCUGCGGCCCCAAAAGCCAGUGUGUGCCGUGUGCAGGGCAGCACUGGGUCACUGGGCUAAAGCCACUGACCUAGAUGCCCUCAUACACACCUCUGUGGCGGCCUGCAAGGGCUGCGGAGCACAGGUUGGCCUGUCCCAAAUGAGAAGCCACACGGCAGCCUGCUCCAAGUACCAGGAGUACAUUGAGGAGGGCGUCAGGACCACUGCCCAGACCCAGCCUAACAUUAUCGGCUCUGUGCCCAACCCCUUCACCUUCUGCCUGUACUGUAACUGUCCCCCUCUCUCUCCAGCUCUGUGCCCAACCCCUUCACCUUCUCCUGCCCCUACUGUAACUGUCCCCCCCUCUGUCUCCAGCCCUUUGCCGAAUCGCUUCACCUUCUCCUGCCCGUACUGUAACUGCCAGAACCUUGACCAGGACGGCCUGGUGGAGCACUGCACUUCCCAGCAUGCCCGGGACACGCGCCACGUGGUGUGUCCUAUCUGUGCCUCUAUGCCUUGGGGAGACCCUAACUACAGGAGCGCUGACUUCUUCCAGCACCUCAAGAUUAGACACACCUUCUCUUAUGACACCUUUGUCGACUACUCCACAGACGAACACACUAUGAUCCAGGAGGCUCUACAACGCUCCCUCAUGGAGAACUGAGGUGGUGUAUGUCUGGAGGAAAAGGGGAAUUGGGUGUGGGGGGGGAACUGCACUGCACCCUCCUUGAGCUGGGCUAGUGGUGUAACCAUAGGCAGAAGAAUAUUAAGGGUGGGUGCAACUUCCUGCCUGCAUAACCAGGAAGCUUUGAGCCCUACUGAACAACUCCUAUCACUUUAAUAUUAGACAAUUCUCAUUCAAACAUAAAUAAACCAAUACAAGUUGAACACAGUUAAUGUGCUUUCUGGUGUAGAAGAGUGAUGUCCCUGUAUCUCUCCAGGGAAGCGUGUUGUAAAGAUCAUUCAUAAUCCACUAAGUCAUUAUGAUGUUGAUCUGUUCAUUGGUGACAUUGUCAUUUAGGCCUAAUGUACCUGACUCCCAAAGUUAUGUUAGGUUGCUACUGUUGAUUCUGCAAUAAGAGGCUUUGACCACUAGGUGGCUACCCUUUGCCAACAAAAUGCAAUGAGACUUUGUUCUUCAAUGUGAGAAAGCAUUGUAAGGUGUAAACUGCCAGUAACUCUUAUUCCAGGAGGAAUGUUUAUAUAAUGUGUACUAUAAUACUUUUUCUGAUGAGAAUAGAUGUCUAAGUCUCAAACCUUCUCUCUGUGGUGUUCACACAAGAAAAUUAAGUAGUCUUUUUACUGUAUCGUUUUUGAUUUUCUCCCAAGUAGAGACAUGGGUCAGUGUGUUUCCUCGGAGCCUAGACUACUGAAUAUGGGGAUAGAGGCUGCAUUCUGAGAGUAGGACUUCUAUGCAUGUGACAUAAGAGCCAUAUUCCUUGAAUGUGGCAUUCCUCCGUGUAACCUCUCACGGUUUUCGAGGCGCAUGCUAGACUCUCUUGCUGGUAGAUGGCUUUCAUUUAAGACAUCUGUAAGUUAUUUAGUAUUGAUUGGUUAAGAUAUUAAGUAUGAACCUCAUACAAUCAGGCAGUAUCUGUCGUUUUAUAUAGUUUAUCGUUGGACAAUUGGAUUUGAUGCACUGCUAUGGGCACCCAGUAGGCUGUAGUUCCCCUGUUUGGCCAAAGGAGGGCAGUAGAGCUCCAUCACUCUCCAUCUAAUAUUAGAGGCACUGUUCCAUUUACAGCAUCAUCUCUAGACUUGCUAUUAGGAGUGCAGGCUUUCGUUCCGGUCCAGCACUAGCCUACACACACCUGUUUCGAAUAAUCAACUACUCAUAGUCUUCAAUAUGAACCACGAUAAGAUGGAUCAAGUACUGGGCUGCAUCAAAAGCCUGCUUACCUUGACUCCUGGGUGACACCCUUGCUCUGCCAUAGCUGGGUGGCUUUCAAUAGCAGCAAAAUAAGAAAACAUAUUUAGAGUACGAACUUAUUCAAUAAGAACAUUUUUCUGUAUUUCAAAACAUGUUCUGCUAUCCGUUCCUCCUGAACAUGGCCCUAAUGUUGAUGGUGAACAUUUGGAUGAGAAAUUCAGAUGCAUCAGUAAAGAAUGUGUUUUUAUUUGUGAAAGCGUAUCCUAUUUAAUAAAUGAUUGUUCUGUCUUUGUAGAGCUACUGUAUCUUUCUCUUUUACAGAGCUUUCACAUUAUGCCAGAGUUACUGCCACAAGUUCAUAAAACAUACAUCGACUUGAAGUUUUAAUACAUUGAUCAGUUGUGUGGUCAAGGAAAUGAUGUAACUUUAAAGGGUGAGGCCUGGAAUGUGUAUGAGGGGAGAAAAUAACAUUGAAAUUGAAUGAUUUACAUUUUUGACUGAUUUUCAUAAGUGGAGGUCGAAAAUAAUAAUAAAAUGCAUAAUUUUCCUUCAGAUCAAUCAAUAGCUAGGUUAAUGAAGGCUUUUGUUUAUAAUUUGAGAAAUGUUCAUUGUGUAAUUUUUCUUAAGCAAGUGUUGUGUUUAAAAUCUACGAACUUGUGGUAACUAGGAUAAGUCACGCUCAGCUGAAGUAGCACUGGUUUGGAGGCUGAAUCUGGUUUUGCAUAAUUGUACUUUUUUUUUGUUUUUUUUUCUCCAAUAAAAAUCUUUGUGUGAUAAAUGUG
Oncorhynchus tshawytscha (Chinook salmon) is the source of this 2987-nucleotide messenger RNA. RefSeq names its product E3 ubiquitin-protein ligase RNF114-like. Lineage: Eukaryota; Metazoa; Chordata; Actinopteri; Salmoniformes; Salmonidae. The transcript is spliced from 6 exons. The record is from RefSeq and is a predicted model, not a curated record. Gene Ontology annotation, biological process: protein polyubiquitination; ubiquitin-dependent protein catabolic process. The coding region runs from base 103 to 999 and encodes 298 amino acids. Gene Ontology annotation, molecular function: ubiquitin protein ligase activity.